Gadus morhua (Atlantic cod) is the source of this 1396-nucleotide messenger RNA. RefSeq names its product electron transfer flavoprotein subunit beta lysine methyltransferase (gene etfbkmt). Gene Ontology annotation, cellular component: mitochondrial matrix. Gene Ontology annotation, biological process: peptidyl-lysine trimethylation. The record is from RefSeq and is a predicted model, not a curated record. Bases 140 to 922 code for a protein of 260 amino acids. NCBI's taxonomy places the organism in Eukaryota, Metazoa, Chordata, Actinopteri, Gadiformes, Gadidae. Gene Ontology annotation, molecular function: protein-lysine N-methyltransferase activity. The transcript has 3 exons.
ACUGUCGGAGUACAUGUCCGAUUGUAUCACAUCCAUGCAGCUCAGCAGCCGUUUCAUGGGCUUCGUUCAACAGUGUAUUCUGCUCAUUUUCUAAUGUGUAACUAUUUGGCCUUCGUGGUUUAGUAGGCGUUUAUAUAAAAUGAAGCUAUAUCAUAUCAGAAACCUUUGGGGAAUGUUGCAAACCACAAAAAUAUCAGAAAAGGUGUCCUGCUGCGGUAAUAAACAACGAUUUUCAAGUAGCUUGCUCUCAGGUGACAUCGGGAGGUUUAUCGUGGAGAAUACAGAGAUUGUUGGAGAGGACUCCUUGACACCAGAGAUCAAGUUGAGGUUGUUGACGGCUAAAUGCAGAUUUUGGCAUGCAAACCCAGUACUGUGGCCUCUUCCUGACCCCUACUGGGCGAUAUAUUGGCCCGGGGGACAAGCUCUUGCUAGAUAUUUGCUGAAUAACCCUGGAGUUGCUAAAGGCAAGAGGGUACUGGAUCUUGGAAGUGGUUGUGGAGCUUCAGCCAUUGCUGCAAGCCUUUGUGGAGCAUCUCACGUAGUAGCUAACGACAUUGACAACGUUUCUGCCAUUGCCACCAUCAUAAACUGUGAACUGAAUGGUAUUGGGCCAGUUGAAUGUUUGAGUGACAACAUGAUUGGCUCACAACCCAAGCACUAUGACCUAAUUUUGUUGGGAGACAUGUUCUACGAUGAAGCCCUCGCUGAUGGACUUCACCGGUGGUUGGACAGCUGCAUAAACGCCCACGGAACCACAGUCCUUAUAGGAGACCCCGGGAGAGCCUCUUUUGAGGAGCACGACAUAAAAAGACUCCUACAGCAAAUAGCUGAGUUUGAGCUCCCUAAAUCGGUGCAAAUGGAGAAUUAUGGACUGACAUGUAGUACCGUUUGGCGCUAUCAGCCUAAAUUGUCAACAAUUUAGGACUUUUAUAUUUCAUACAUGCAAACAUCCGAAUGCAAGUUUUUAAUGUGAAAUCUGUUUUUCUUCUCAAAUUCCCAUAAUAGGAAUUAUAACAUUAUACAAUUAUUUUAGAUAAAUAUAUUUAAAUUAAACAAAAUCCCAGUGCAGUUUUGAAACAGCAGCAGGAGGCCACGCCCUGAACUGUAACCACAGCCCCUUUCAUCACUUAGAAUAUUUUACUUAUUACUAUGAACAAGUUUUGAUCAGUAGCAAAGAAUGCAUAUAAAUAAAAGAGAAAAAAAGUCAAUAUAGGAACAAUGUGAUAAUAUAAAGUGUAACAUCUCCAAUCAAAAACAUGGAAGCUUCAAUACUAAUGUUUCUAAUACACAGUCCAGGUCAGAUUUUGAAGGUUGCGUUGACCAAUGUCGUCCAAUGGUAGCCAAAUCUGAUCUGAAUAGGGAAGAGCCAAUAAACGAUGAUUAAUAUAUAUUUGAA